Phalaenopsis equestris is the source of this 2171-nucleotide messenger RNA. RefSeq names its product cyclin-dependent kinase D-1-like. Lineage: Eukaryota; Viridiplantae; Streptophyta; Magnoliopsida; Asparagales; Orchidaceae. Gene Ontology annotation, biological process: positive regulation of transcription by RNA polymerase II; protein phosphorylation. The coding region runs from base 382 to 1662 and encodes 426 amino acids. The record is from RefSeq and is a predicted model, not a curated record. Gene Ontology annotation, molecular function: ATP binding; RNA polymerase II CTD heptapeptide repeat kinase activity; cyclin-dependent protein serine/threonine kinase activity. Gene Ontology annotation, cellular component: transcription factor TFIIH holo complex; cytoplasm; transcription factor TFIIK complex. The transcript has 7 exons.
UUUGUACUUUUGCCGCCGCCGCUCCUCCGGUCGACCGGGCUCUACCAGUUGCUGGCGUCUCAAAGCGUGGUAAUCCGGAGGGGAAGAGCUUGGUGGAAAUGUUUAAUUUAGAAGACGAUUAACCCUUAUGGGAGUUCAGAGCAUUUAGAUGGAGAGCACCGAAUGUAUCGGAGUGUUCUCGAUGCUUUCAACGCGGAGUUAGCAUCGAAGAACAAUAUAAGAAAACAUUUCCUUUGCCCUUGCUGUUGCAGCCCCUCCACCUCUUUCUCUCUAUGCGAGCAGUCCCAGCCUAAUUUACCAAGGCUUAGCGAGACAGUGAAAAAGUAGCCGUCGCCGCCACAGUGCUGCCGCCGCAUCCCCGCUUCAUCGGCGACGUUGAAGAUGAAGGCCAGCUCCUCUGCCGUUGAAGAGGACUCGUCGCAGUCGAAACUUGUCGCCGACCGUUAUCUCAAACGGGAGUUGCUUGGUGAAGGCACGUAUGGUGUCGUCUUCAAGGCCAUCGAUACACAGUCUGGAAAAACAGUGGCAAUUAAGAGGAUUCGAUUGGGAAAACACAAGGAAGGUGUAAAUUUUACUGCUCUUAGGGAGAUCAAACUUCUCAAAGAACUCAAAGAUCCAAAUAUAAUCGAGUUAAUUGAUGCUUUUCCUUACAAGGGUAACUUGCAUCUUGUAUUCGAGUUCAUGGAGAGUGACUUGGAAGCUGUUAUUCGUGAUCGAAAUAUUGUUCUCUCUCCCGGUGACAUAAAGUCAUAUCUUCAAAUGACCCUGAAAGGGCUGGCAUUCUGCCAUAAAAAGUGGGUCUUACACAGAGAUAUGAAGCCAAAUAAUUUAUUAAUUGCUGCAGAUGGACAACUUAAGCUUGCCGACUUUGGUUUGGCUCGUAUUUUUGGUAGUCCAGACCGCAGGUUCACUCACCAGGUUUUUGCUCGGUGGUAUAGAGCACCUGAACUAUUGUUUGGCACCAAGCAAUAUGGCUCUGCAGUGGACGUCUGGGCUGCGGGUUGUAUAUUUGCUGAACUUCUGUUGAGGCGACCGUUUUUGCAGGGUUCCAGUGAUAUUGAUCAGCUAGGUAAAAUAUUUGCAGCUUUUGGAACUCCAAAACCAUUCCAGUGGCCUGACAUGGUGUACCUUCCAGACUAUGUUGAAUACCAAAAUGUUACGUCACCUUCACUCCGUUCAUUGUUUCCCAUGGCAAGUGAUGAUGCUUUAGAUCUCUUAUCAAAGAUGUUCACUUAUGAUCCCAAUGCAAGAAUAUCUACUCAGCAGGCCCUAGAACACAGAUACUUCUCAUCCAUGCCAGCACCGACUAAACCUGCUCUACUUCCAAGACCGCCUCCAAAAGGUGAAUCUCGGAAUGAAAAACCUCUGGACUUGAAUGUCGAGUAUGGUCCAGUUGUGCUUUCUCCGCCUAGAAAGUCGAGAAGGGUGACAGUUAACCCUGUCGGUUUAGAAUUGGCUGCACAUAAUAAUAACUCUGUAAGAGGCGACGAGAAUGACAAGGCGUCAAGAGGAGUGGGUGAAUCUGGCCUUAGUGGGCAUAUUCCAAUGUCUAUAGAUUUGGAAGCUAUGUUUGGUUAUACAACAGCUCCAAGGCCAAAACUCAAUAGCGUUGAUAGGUCUCACUUGAAAAGAAAACUUGAUUUGGAUCCUGAGUUUGAAUAAGCUCGUUUCCCUUACUAAUGGCAGAGCUUCAAUUUUCAGACAAUGCUUGCAACUUUCAAGCGAUGAUACCAUUCAUGAUAAGGUGAGUGUGUGUUUGAUGGAACUGGUCAUUUUAUACUAUUUAUUGGCUGUAGUUUGGUUCUCCUGAUUCAGCUUACAGGAAAUCCAAGGGCUAUUAUUUCCCCCACACCCAGAAAAAAAAAGAAGAAAGAAAAAAACCCUGAGAUGGAAGAAUUACGUUUUAUAGAUUUCUCAUUCAAGUAUUUGAUUUAAUAUGUAUUAAAAGUUUUUAGUUUUGGAAAUUUUGCAUGGGCACUGAUGUUAAUUAUAGGCCUGAAGUGUUAUUAGGGUUAUUGCCAGGGAGAGAAAUUUAAAAUGGCACGUUCAACGGCUAGUGCUUAUUGUCAAUGCUUCAGGAGUGACUGGAUUUGUCAGCAUUCAAUUUUUUUUGUUUUCUGUGCUAACAUUUUGUCUUUGGACGGUAUAAUCGAGGCAGUUACAUUUGUUCA